Molecule: messenger RNA, 1302 nt
Organism: Entamoeba histolytica HM-1:IMSS
Lineage: Eukaryota; Evosea; Mastigamoebida; Endamoebidae
Product: coronin, putative
Exons: 2
Coding region: 1-1302 (433 amino acids)
Biological process (GO): actin filament organization
Molecular function (GO): actin filament binding
Source: RefSeq, a predicted model, not a curated record
AUGUCUGGCAAAUUCGUUAGAGCCUCAAAGUAUAGACAUGUCUUUGGUACUGAAUUUAAAAUUGACCAACAAUACAGUGGAACUAAAAUGACUAAAUCCGCAUGGGAUUCUAAUAUGAUUGCUUGUGGUUGCAAACAUUUCUCAAUGAUUUGGGAUGUAGCUGGAGGAGGAGCUUUUGCUGUUAUCCCAUACACUAAAGUUGGAAAACAAGUAGAUGUUUGCCUUGUUAGUGGACAUAAAGGAACAGUUCUUGAUAUUGACUACAAUCCAUUUAAUGAUAAUCUUAUUGCUUCAGUAUCUGAAGACUGUAAUAUUUGCAUUUGGAAUAUUCCAGAAGAUUGUCCAUCAGGAAAUAUUCAUGAAGCUGCUCAAACUCUUCAAGGACAUAAGAGAAAGGUUGGUACCUGUAAUUUCAAUCCAUGUGCAUCUAAUGUUUUAGCCACUUCAUCUGCUGAUACUACUAUUAAAAUUUGGGAUAUUGAACAAGGUGAAGAAAUGUUUUCUAUUGGAGGAUUUACUGAUAUUAUUAAUUCAGUUGCAUGGAAUAGAGUUGGAAGUGAACUUGUUUCAACAUGCAAAGAUAAGAAAAUUAGAAUUAUUGAUCCAAGACAACAAACUGUUGCUAGUGAUGUUCUUGCACAUCAAGGAUCUAAAGGUAUGAGAUGUUUAUGGAUGCAAAACAAUGAAAUGAUCUUUACAACUGGAUUUUCAAGAAACGCUGAAAGAGAAAUGGCAUUCUGGGAUCCAAGAAAUCUUGCUACACCACUUUGUAGACAUACAGUUGAUAAUCAAUCAGGUGUUCUUAUGCCAUUCUAUGAUCCAGAUUCAUCUAUUCUUUAUCUUGGAGGUAAAGGAGAAAAACCACAAUCUGGAUUAGGAGUUAUUCCAAAGAGAAUUUGCAAUACUACAACAUGUGAAAUUACUAGAUUUAUGAAAGUUACUAGAGAUGGAGUUGUUCCAGUCUCUUUCUGUGUACCAAGAAAAUCAGAAAUCUUCCAAGAUGAUAUUUUCCCAAAUACAUAUGCUGGUAUUCCUGUUGAAACUGCUAACGAAUGGAAAGAAGGUACUUCUAAUGAACCAGAUAUGUCAUUCAAUUUUGCUCCUGGAUAUGUACCACCAGAAAAACCUGCUGCCUCAUUCAAUCCAGUUGUUAAAAAGGUUGAAGCUCCAAAGAGUGAUAAAGAAAUUAGAGAAGAAUGGGAACAACUCAAGAAUAGAGUUAAUUACCUUGAAACUGAACUUGCAAAGAAAGAUGCUCAAAUUGCUGAACUUCAAUCAAAACUUGCUGCUGGUUCACAGUAA